This is a messenger RNA of Formica exsecta, 532 nucleotides long. Its product is annotated as acyl-CoA Delta(11) desaturase-like. Gene Ontology annotation, biological process: unsaturated fatty acid biosynthetic process. The transcript has 3 exons. NCBI's taxonomy places the organism in Eukaryota, Metazoa, Arthropoda, Insecta, Hymenoptera, Formicidae. Gene Ontology annotation, cellular component: endoplasmic reticulum membrane. The record is from RefSeq and is a predicted model, not a curated record. Gene Ontology annotation, molecular function: iron ion binding; stearoyl-CoA 9-desaturase activity. The annotation marks the transcript as partial.
UGGAUAAUGAUGAAGGAACAUCCGAAAUUUAUUGAAAAAGGCAAACAGAUCAAUAUGUUAGAUUUUUUGUCGGAUCCUGUCGUAGUUUUUGGCGAAAAAUAUUAUUUAUCACUUCAACUCUUCUUUGGCUUCAUUCUACCUACAAUAAUACCAGUAUACCUCUGGAACGAAACCUGGGCCAGAGCCAUAAUAUCGCAAGUAUUUAUACGAUACAUUAUCACUCUGCACACCGUGUGGACCAUCAAUAGCAUCGCUCAUGCGUGGGGUACUAGACCAUAUGAUAAAAACAUAAAACCGACGGAUAAUAUUAUUAUCAAUUACUUGACAUUGGGAGAAGGAUAUUACAAUUAUCAUCACGUGUUUCCCUGGGAUUACAGAGCGGCGGAAAUAGGAAACAAUAGAAUGAAUUACACCACACUCUUUAUCGAUAUGUUUGCGAAAUUAGGAUGCAAUUGCCGGUUUCGCUAAUUCGCUGAGUGACUGUAUGGUGGCGCCAACAUUAGCUCUCUCUCUCUCUCUCUCUCUCUCUCUC